UGAAAACAUGAUAAAACAUACAUAUAUAUAUAUAUAUCGAUAUGAUUAUAUAUUAUAUAUAUACACAACAUGUUUAUAUGUGUUUAUUUUUGUGAUUCGGCUGGUGAUUUCGUCAUUGACAGUGGCCCGCUGGCGGCCAUUGCCGUCAGUAGGUCGUGGGCGGAUGAAGGAGCCAUUGGCUCCAGCGUGUGGUUCCACCCGGCGCGUCGGUCAAUUGUGCUCCCCAGGCAUCCAUGGCGAUUGACACUCAGACCAAUGGUGCAGAACCAAACAAGGAAGUCGAAGCAGCGCCAGGCUACGGUGAUGGGAGAGGCUACUGGAACAAAAGGUAUCGCAGUGAUCCUUCUCCUUUCGAGUGGCUUGAGAGCUUUGCAGAGCUUGAAAGCCUCAUCAAGGAGGCCACCUCUGGUAGAUUAGAUGCUUCGAUCCUGCACAUGGGAUGCGGCAACUCGUUGCUGCCCGAAGCAAUGUAUGACCAUGGCUAUAAGGACAUUACAAACAUUGACAAUGCAGAGGUUUGUGUGCAACAGAUGGCCGCGAGGAACAAGGACAUGCGGCCCGAACUGAAGUGGCUCGAAAUGGAUGCCACCUCUACAGGUUUGUCAGAGAGCAGUUUCGACACCGUCAUCGACAAGAGUGUUCUUGAUACAUUCGCUUGCGGUGAUAAUGCCUCUGAGGUCAUCAACAAGUACUUAUUGGAGGUUCAGAGAAUCCUCAGACCUCGCGGCACGUUUCUUUGCGUAAGUUACGGCGUUCCAAACACCAGGACGGAAUACUUCAAGGGAAAAGGCCUGAACUUUGCCAUCAAGCAGGUGCCGAUCCCCGUGAAGAUCCCAGGUGGCAGCGUACACUACGCUUACCUGUUGCGGAAGGGGGUCACUGCCAGGCCAUGAAGCUCGCCGAAGUGGCUUGCGAGGUUUUCGCGGAGUGGCUAACUCAGCCACCCCGGGCCUAAAUGCGGCACCUGAUAGUUAACCUGGGCCUAAAUUCGGCGCCAGAAUAGGCAUUUGCUAGUAACUGAUCCACUCAUCCAUUCUUUCAAUCUAG
Messenger RNA from Durusdinium trenchii, 1047 nucleotides. The record is from the annotation of a GenBank genome assembly. Lineage: Eukaryota; Dinophyceae; Suessiales; Symbiodiniaceae.